This is a messenger RNA of Arvicola amphibius (Eurasian water vole), 3926 nucleotides long. RefSeq names its product calcium-binding protein 5. The transcript has 18 exons. Gene Ontology annotation, molecular function: calcium-dependent phospholipid binding; calcium ion binding. Bases 362 to 2674 code for a protein of 770 amino acids. Gene Ontology annotation, biological process: glycerophospholipid catabolic process. Lineage: Eukaryota; Metazoa; Chordata; Mammalia; Rodentia; Cricetidae. The record is from RefSeq and is a predicted model, not a curated record. Gene Ontology annotation, cellular component: nucleoplasm; nuclear envelope; cytosol.
GGAAGUAAAGAGAUUAGGAAUCAAUGGGCAGGCAGGUCCAGAAACGAACAGAAUGCUGUGGAAGUGGGGUCCCUAGAGAGGGACUUGUUAGGAGACUUUCAGGCUGUUUUGUUUAAAUGUACCACCCAGGCAUUUGCCUGAUAACUUGAAGCAACCCCAGACCUAGCCCCCAGUAUAUAUUGCCGGUUGCCACUCUCUCCUGUCUAUCUUUCCUGUGCUGGAGGCCUACGGAGAUUCCCCAGGGUCUAAACCACAACUAGAGUCAAUACUGACCUUUGAACUCCAUUAACUCACCACAAAGUGGGAUGUGACCGCGCCACAGAAUAAAGCAAUAUUGAAAGUAGUUGAAGAAUUUGUGAAGAUGAACCCUGAAGAGUCUCCCAACUCACAACCAUCCGGUAUACAUAAGCGCUCUGGCGUUUACUUUGCCACUGGACUCCAGGAAGAAGAGAAGGCGGCUGUGAACAAACGUAGCUCCAAGGUGUUGGAGGCUCUGCAAAAGCUGAACAUCCAGGCUGACCAGGCUCCAGUCAUUGCUGUCCUGGGCUCUGGUGGGGGGCUGCGGGCCCACAUCGCUUGUCUUGGGGUACUGAGUGAGAUGAAAGAACUUGGCCUGUUGGAUGCUAUCACAUACCUCGCAGGAGUCUCCGGGUCCACUUGGGCAUUGUCUUCAUUCUACAUCAACAAUGGAAAUAUGGAAGGGAUGGAAGAGGAGCUGAAACAGCGAUAUGAGAAGAAUAGGUGGCACUUUGGAGAGAACUUGGAGAAAGCCAUACAGGCAGCAAAGAAGGAGAAUUACUCCAUGACUGACUUUUGGGCCUAUUUUGUUGUUUCCAGGCAAACCAGAGAACUACAGAACUCUAACUUGUCCAGCAUAAAGAAGCAUGUGGAAGAAGGACUGCUGCCCUAUCCAAUCUUUGCAGCUGUUGAUGGUGACCUUCAGCCUGACUGGAGGAAGAGAAAAACUCAGAAGUCCUGGUUCGAAUUCACCCCUCAUCAUGCUGGCUACCCUGCACUUGGGGCUUACGUCCCCAUCACACAGUUUGGAAGCAGAUUUAAGAAUGGAAAAUUGGUUAGAUCUGAGCCUGAGAGAGACUUGAAUUACCUGAGAGGUUUAUGGGGAAGUGCUCUAGCUGAUAUGGAAGAAAUUAAGAAAUUUAUUUGUGACAUGUUAGCAGACUUGAGAGCAAAAUUGAAGCAGGGACGUUUGUUUAUGGGAGCGGCUGGAGCAGCGGCUGGAGCAGCAGCAUACACGGAAGCACCAGAGACACAGGUGGAUGAAGUGCUCUUGGAUUUAAUGAUGGCUUUUCUUAAAGAUCAGAAUGACCCCAGCAUCAAGGAUAAGCUCCAGGCCCUGCAGCAGGUUCUGAGUGCUAAGAGAGAUGUGUUUGGUGAACACAAGUACAUCUGGCUGGCUGAGGUAGUCCAGAAUUGGAAUGAGAUCUCUCCCAAGGAGAAGGAGCAGUUUCUUGAAUAUCUGUUGUACUGCUUCAUGAGGACACAAGCGCUUCCUGUGGGUGCCACGCAUGGACAGACAAACAGGGUCGGGAGUUAUCUCUGGGACACUUUUACUUUUCUGAGUAAAACUGGAAUUUGUUGUUGGAGGUGGGAAUGGGGAACUGUUUACAACUUCCUCUAUAAAAACGGUAACAUCACAGAUGAGGCCAUGCAGAGCCGGGAGUUUCUGCAUCUGGUGGAUGCUGGUUUGGCUAUCAACACUCCGUACCCGCUUGUUUUGUCUCCGGCUCGUGAAGCUCACCUCAUCCUCUCGUUUGACUUCAGUGCUGGAGAUCCACUAGAGACUGUCAGGACCACAGCGGACUACUGCCAACGCUAUGGAAUCCCUUUUCCUCAAGUGAGAGAGGAUCAGCUGAAGGAGUGGGCCAAAGCCCCAGCGAGCUGCUACAUCCUCAGCGGGGAAACUGGACCUGUUGUCAUGCAUUUUACUCUGUUCAACAAGAACAGCUGUGGAGAUAACAUUGACACAUGGAGAAAAAAAUAUGAGACAAUGAAACUAUCUGACUUCUACACACCAGACCUUGUGGCAGAUUUGCUGAGGGUGUCUAGGGAGAAUGUUCGGAUUAACAAGGAUAAUAUCCUCGGUGAGAUGAGGAAAGUGGCUGGGAAAACUGGCAACUUGUUAAGGAUGAAUAAGGAGGACUCCUUGGGAUACACAGUGCAGAAUGUCCAAAGCUCUCGGACUGUGGAGAUUAAGAUAUCCAACAACACGGACAUAAUAUUCAAGGAGCCCUUGCACUACUUACGGAGUGGGCAUGUACUAGUGGACCCAUCACCUGUGCUGUCUCCAAAGUCUACCGUCAGCUGUUCCUUUGUGAAGAAGAGCUCCAGCUUCCAGGGCACUGUGGGCAUGCUGGUCUACCAGGGCCCAAGUGUCCACCUGGCCUUACUGUUCUCUAUUCCUUUCAACUAUGCUCUUCACAGAAUUAAGUUUGCCUUAGCCAUCAUAACCGAGCCAGUCUCCAGAGACCUGGAGAGUGUUUUUGAUGACAUCAUUCAGGGAAAUGGGUCUCCAGAGCAAAAGGUAGCAAAGUAUGAACUUCAGAUCCCUCAGGGGACCCUGAAGUUGGAACAUGACUCCUUGAUUAUCAGAGCCACAAUGUCCAACAUGCAUGUGGCUAAAAUGGAUGUAGUGGUUGAGACCAAAGCUGUUUAAAAGUUUCCUUCCUUCAUCCAUAACUGCUCAUUUUACACUUCGGUCAGAUUGGUUGCCUCUGUAAAAGGAGAGAUCUCAGCUGAAAUCAUGGCCCAUCUCUGCAGAGUCAAGAAACUCUGUAAACGCUUUCUGCUUGACUAACAGAUUGAUGAUGCAUUUCUUAGUCCCUUAUCAUCCCGCUGUAUCCUAUGUAACCCUUGAUAUAUCCUUUAUUCUUUAUUCCCUGAAUGAAUGCUGUGUGGCUUGCUUUCCAUAUUUUUCUCCCUCAACAUCUUCCCUUCAGUCUGUUUUAAUAGGUACCUCUCUUGGCUGUCUUAUCUGAUGCCUCUGUCCUCUUUUCUGCUUGCCUGCCUCCUCUCCUUUCUGUCUCCCUCCCACCUGUAAGUGUGAGGUCAAGCUCAAUGACUCUGUAUCUGAUUUGGGUCUUGGUCCCACAGUUCACUCAUUGUAAGAGCACAGGCAAGUCCUUUCACAUGUGAGCCUCACUUUCAUCGUUGGUGGAGUAGAUAAUUGUAUCUGUGUCCUGGGAGGCUCAUGAAUGAAGUCCUAAGACCCUAAGACCAGCUCUGCUAAAGGCAAAGUUUUCAAGAGGCAGUACCCAUUAUUUUUUCCCAAGCCAAUGUUUGUUUCUUUUGAUUAAAAAUUUGUUGCUUUUAGGUGGCAUACAAGAUAAUUGGGUUCAUCAUGGCGUUUUAUAGACAUAGGUAAUUGUAAUUUGUUAAUACUUGUUCCCCAUUACCUCCAUUUGGCCCCACUUCCUUCUCACGUGGGUCUUCUUCCUCCCUCCAGAUACUCUCCUCCUGCUCUUAUGUCAUAGGUAUGUGUGCAUAAAUAUAUGUUUUAACCUAAAUUUGCAUAUAAAAGAAGACAUGCCAUGUUUGUCUUUUUUCUCUCCUAAUUUCCUUCUUGUCCUUCAUCUCUUUAGACUCCUUUCUUUCCACCAAAUUGUCCUCUUCUACUUUUUCAACAUAUGUAGUACAUAGAUAAAGAUAAGUAAAAUAGGUAGAUAGGUGAUAGAGGGUAGAUACAAGGUAUAUAGAUAGAUGGUUAAGAUAGAUGAUAAAUACAUGACAGAAGAAAGAUAGUAGGCAGAUAGAGAGAUAGCUAUUACACUUAGGAGGGAAACCAUUAUACUUGUCUUUUUGAGGCUGGGUUAUUUUGUUUAACAUGGUGGGCUCCAGGUUUGUCCAUUUUCCUACACACAAUGUGACUUCACUCUUCUUGAUGAUUCAUUAAAUGUUAAAGACUGCUA